Messenger RNA from Plodia interpunctella (Indianmeal moth), 2511 nucleotides. RefSeq names its product spondin-1-like. The record is from RefSeq and is a predicted model, not a curated record. The coding region runs from base 127 to 1434 and encodes 435 amino acids. Lineage: Eukaryota; Metazoa; Arthropoda; Insecta; Lepidoptera; Pyralidae. The transcript has 7 exons.
AUCUCCGCGGACGCGUUGCACGUACGGCAAACGUGGAAACGGCAAAAUUUAAACGCAACAUAAACAUUUCAAUAUCCCUUUCUACGUUCGAUAUUUGAACUCAAAUUCAAGACGCGUCUAGUCACGAUGAGUGCUAAUGAACGAAUGGCCGCCAUAUUGAUUUUAUCGAUAACAUGGCUUAGUAUUGCAAUAGGUUGUGAUGUUAGUGAUGUUGCGGUUUAUUCUGUGAAACUGAAAAUGUUAUGGAGUGAAGAAAGGUUCCCAAAGGACUAUCCAACAAACCGUCCUAAAGCACAAUGGUCAACGGUAUUUGGCCAAUCUCACAACAGCUCCUACAAGCUGUACCACGUGGGAGACGUAUCCAGAGAAACAGUACGAGAAUUCUCACAAUUCGGCAAGAUAGACGAGCUGGUGACUGAAGGAGAUGGAGACGAACGAGUGUAUGAUCAGUUCUCGGCGCCUGCAUUGGGUAUAGGCACAGGAGAAACUAGCAAUUUUGUCUUCGUCGACGGCAGUCAUAGCUUGGUGUCUCUGAUAUGUCGGCUCAUCCCGUCGCCCGACUGGUUCGUAGGAGUGGAUGCUCUGAAUCUGUGCCUCGAGGAUGGCUGGGUGGACCAGAUCACGUUGGAUCUCCGGCCACUAGACGCCGGUGCAGCCAGCGGUCUCACCUUCACAGCUCCUCGCUGGAAGACCACACCUCCAGAGGCUGUGAGGAAACACGCGCCGAAGUACCCCAACCACCCCUCUGCAGGCUUCUACUACCCUGACUUGAAGGAGCUGCCUACGAUUGCUACCGUUGAGUUUUCUAAGAUUGAGGAAUACUCUAUCAAAGACCUCAACGAAUUAGCAAAACAGAAACUUUUGUCCCUUUUGAAGUUGAAAAAUAAACACAAAGGUUAUCCAAAAACUACGACUGAAGCGAAUAUAGAAGAUGAUGAAGUUAAAGAAGAUUCCGAUGAAGAAGAAAAAGAAAGAAGUGUUGAGAAGCUAACAGAUUUGGAAGAAGAGCCUUUCGGUACACCAAGACCAAACAUGCCAGAUAAUAAUGUGGUCGUUGUCACUACUACAAUGACAACCACAAUUAAUUUCAGAACGACAACAGAGGGCGAGUUCGACAGUGACCUUCAAAAUAUGGAUGACGUGGUACUGGCCGUAGCCAAGGGCCGGAGACUGGGCUUAGGGAAGCACUUGCCCAGACACUUCAGAUCACGACUGCACCAUGCCGUCAACAGGAUACAACCCAAUGACUGUCUUGUAUCAGAAUGGAGUGACUGGUCUCCUUGCUCCAAGACCUGUGGCUUCGGAGACCAGUUUCGAUCCAGAACUGUCCUGAGACAAAAGUCUCGAGGCGGUAGAGACUGUCCCACACUGAAGGAGAGGAAGCACUGCGGUGAUGUCAACUCGUGCGCACAUAUCGAUUAUUUUGAGUGGUGAUUCUGACUUAUUUUAGACAAGUUAUACAUUAAAUAGCUAACAUGAAGCUAAAACAAAAAGUAAUUAUGGUCAUUAUUAUAAAUACAAACUUUUAAUGUAAUCACUGAGGUCAAUUAAUUGACAAUACACAACUGCUAGAAUGGAUGAGUACCUAGGUACUUAUUUGAAGCAGUUGUGUAUUGGAUAUCCUAUAUGUGUGUAUUGAAUAUGUGGAUAUCGUUAAAUAUUAGUUAGAAAGUAGGAUAUCCAUUGGAUAUCAUACUUUCCAAUUAAUAUUUAUAACAAAAAUCUCAUUAUCUUCCUUAUCAUGUCCCAUCAUUUGGUGUCAUUUCUCUCCCGAAGUCCAGUCCACUCUUGACCAAAUCUUUCAUAUCUUCCUACACACAGUCUAUCUAUCACUUUUUUGGUCUUCUUCUCCAUAUGUAACCUUCAUUUUCAAUAUUAUUCUUUAAAUGAGAGGUUAUAAAUGGAUAUAAAUGUACAUUAUACUCCAAACCCACACUUCUGUGUGUUUUGUAUCCGUUCAAUGAAUGAAAAUAUUUAGUUGCACCCCGGAUGAAGAACCUAAUAGUUUAUACAUUUAUAUAGCACAAAUUGUAGUGAGAUCUUAAACUAAAACAUGUAUAAGAUGUGAGCAGUAAAAAUCUCUGUGCAGCCUAAUAUAAAAGUUAGGUACCAAAACAGGUCAAGCCAAGGGUUUACGUUCGCUGUAUUUAAUAUUUCAUUCGUAAUCUUGCCGUCCGUUUUAUCGCACUUGUAGGCCGCUAUAAAGCGCCUGCUUUACGACGGACCUCUUUUACAACUUUCAUAUGAUUGACUUAAUUAUUCAUGUAUAGAAAAAUGGGAGGCUUGAAAGAGAAUGUAUGCAGUUAUUUUUUGGCGACAGACACGCAAAUUCACGGAUGCGAAUUACAGUACAACCUUUCUUGAAAUUUAGGAGGGCGAAAAGGUUUUAAAUAUGAGAUUAGUAGGUACUCCGUGUACAGUACUUACUAAUUCCAUGGUGACAAAUACCUAAAACAUUUAGGUGAAAUUAAAAAGAAACAAUAUACUAUCUGAUAAAAAAUUGCUGUACCU